Molecule: messenger RNA, 1246 nt
Organism: Lolium rigidum
Lineage: Eukaryota; Viridiplantae; Streptophyta; Magnoliopsida; Poales; Poaceae
Exons: 3
Coding region: 1-1173 (390 amino acids)
Molecular function (GO): protein binding
Source: RefSeq, a predicted model, not a curated record
AUGAGCAGCAGCCGCCGCCGCCGCCACACCCGCUCGCCGGCCGUCGGGCCCCUGGAUGACGACGACCUCCUCUGCGAGAUCCUCCUCCGCCUCCCUCCGCAGCCUUCAUCACUUCCGCGGGCCUCCGCCGUCUGCAAGCGCUGGCGCCGCCUCGUCUCCGACCCCGGCUUCUUCCGCCGCUUCCGCCUCCGGCACCGCCGCAAUCCGCCCCUCCUCGGCUUCUUCGACAAGUACGGAGUUAGUCCCUUCCGUUCUACCCUGGAGGCCCCCAAUUGCAUCCCUCCCGGGCGCUUCUCCUUGCAGCGUGACGACGACUACGACCGCUCCAUAUCCCUUGGAUGUCGCCAUGGUCUCUUCCUCAUCUUCCUCACGAAGCACCGCCAAGUUCUGGUGUGGGACCCCGUCACCGGCGACGAGCACCGCAUCGCCGUUCCCGCGGCGUUCGAUGAAGACAAAACCAUGGGCCUGGUCAAUAGCGCGGUGCUUCGCCCUGCCGAAGAGGACCCGCACUUCCAGAUGGUCUUGGCGGUGGCGGACGACAAGCAGCAAGCGCUCGCCUGCGUUUACUCGUCAAAGACAGGCCUGUGGGGAGAUCUCAUCUCAACGCCACUUCCAUACGAGGAUAAUGGGAGCCCUAUUCCCACACUGGUUUUUACUGACGAUUCUGUGCUAGCCGGAGAUUCCCUUUACUGGAAACUUGUUGGGAAUCUAUAUGGAAUUCUAAAAUUUGAUCUGGUGAAGCAGAGCCUCGCUGCGAUGCGGGUGCCACUGGAUAUGUGUGGUGUGGGCAGAUGCUUCAAGAUUAUGCGGGCCGAGAGUGGUGGGUUGGGUUGCCUCGUACUGUCAUACGACUGCGCUGUCCAGUUGUGGAAGAGGAAGACCGAUUGUGAUGGUGCUUCUUCGUGGGGGCUUGCAAGAACUAUUGAACUGGACAAGCUACUUCCCGUGAAAUCCGUAUGCUUACAAGGGAUUGCUGAGGAGAAUAAUGUGGUGUUUCUCUGGAACACGAUUGGCGUCUUCAUGGUCCAUCUUCAGUCAUUGAAGUUCAAGAAGCUUUUCGAAACCAACAUCAUUUCUUCCUAUCAUCCAUUCGAAAGUGUCUAUGCUGCAGGAACAUGCGUUGGUGGUGGACACGAUGGGAAUAAGCUUUUGCUCAAUACGCAAGAGGAUUAAUUGUUGGAUAUGCUAUUUGAUCUAUUGGUUGAGCAAGUAUCUGGCCAGAGUUACCUUCUAGUCGCUCAGAUGC